AUGGCGAGGCUCAGCCGGCGCGUCCCUUGCACCCUGCUCCUCGGCCUGGCCGCCGUGCUGCUGAAGGCGAGGCUGGUCCCUGCGGCCGCCAGAGCUGAGCUCAGCCGCUCCGACCUCAGUCUCAUCCAGCAGCAGCAGCAGCAGCAGCAGCAGCAACGGCAGCGGGAGGAAGCCGAGGAGGAGAGGCCAGAGGUGCCCGGGGCAUCCUCUACCGUCACUGCUCCCGUGUCUGUAUUUAUGCUGAAAGUCCAGGUGAAUGACAUCAUCAGUCGUCAGUACCUGAGUCAAGCAGUUGUAGAAGUGUUUGUAAAUUACACGAAGACAAAUUCCACAGUAACCAGAAACAAUGGAGCAGUGUUGAUAAGAGUACCCUACAAGUUAGGACUCAGCCUAACCGUUAUUGCUUACAAAGAUGGCUAUGUGUUGACACCUCUGCCUUGGAAGACUGGAAGAAUGCCAAUAUAUUCAUCAGUUACACUUUCACUGUUCCCGCAAAGCCAAGCAAAUAUAUGGCUAUUUGAAGACACUGUUUUAAUUACUGGAAAAUUAGCUGAUGCUAAAUCUCAACCAAGUGUUCAGUUUUCAAAAGCCUUAAUUAGACUACCCAACAGCCAUCACAUUAGCAACGUUACAGGCUACCUUACAGUCCUACAACAGUUUUUGAAAGUGGAUAAUUUUCUGUAUACGACUGGAAUUACUCUCAAUAAGUCAGGUUUUGAAGGCAAUGAACUGACUCCUCUUGCUGCAAUAUGUGUGAAAAUAUAUUCUGGAGGAAAAGAAUUAAAGGUGGAUGGCUCUAUUCAAAUUUCUCUCCCACUUCUACGUACAAAUGGUAUAAGUGCAGGGGAUCACAUACCUGCCUGGACAUUUGAUAUGAACACAGGUGCUUGGGUAAAUCAUGGCCGGGGAAUGGUCAAGGAAUAUAACAAUCAUUUAAUUUGGACAUACGAGGCACCUCAUUUGGGCUACUGGGUAGCAGCUCCACUUCCAGGAACUAGAGGGUCAGGUAUAAAUGGAGAUUCAAAGGACAUAACUGCCUACCACACAGUGUUUCUUUCAGCCAUAUUAGGAGGAACAAUAGUCAUUGUCAUUGGAUUUUUUGCUGUACUUCUUUGUUAUUGCAGGGAUAAGUGCGGUACUCCGCAGAAAAGAGAAAGAAAUAUCACUAAACUUGAGGUCCUCAAGAGAGACCAGACAACUUCAACAACUCACAUAAACCACAUCAGCUCAGUCAAAGUUGCAUUAAAAACCGAGGACAAGUCACAGUUAUUCAGUGCCAAAAGCUCCUCGUACAACCCUCAGAAAAAGGAACCAUCAAAGGUAGAAGCAGAAGAAAGAGUUUCCAUGGUAAAAACUCGGGACGGUUUAAAAAUCUACAAUGAAGAUGUUUCAUUUCUGUCAGUCAAUCAAAAUCAUUACUCAAGAAACCCAGCUCAGUCUUUGGAGCCCAAUGUAGGGUCCAAACAACCUAAACAUAUUAACAACAAUAUAUCUUCAUCUCUAGGUGAUGCUCAAGAGGAAAAGAGGUAUCUCACAGGUAAUGAAGAUGUGUAUGGGCAUUCUCACAUUCCAGAACAGCUUAUGCACAUCUACAGCCAGCCCAUUGCCAUCCUUCAAACAUCUGACCUCUUCUCCACUCCAGAGCAGUUACAUACUGCUAAGUCAGCUACUUUGCCAAGAAAGGGACAGUUAGUCUAUGGCCAAUUGAUGGAACCAGUAAAUAGAGAGAACUUUACACAGACAUUGCCCAAAAUGCCAAUGCAUUCUCAUGUACAGCCUCCAGAUGCCAGGGAAGAGAAUAUCCCACUCGAAGGUCAACAGAGCUUGCCAUCCCAAACUUCAGAUUGGAGCCGGUAUUCAAACAGCCUACUAGAAUCUGUUUCUGUUCCUGGAACACUAAAUGAAGCUGUUGUAAUGACUCCCUUUUCAUCAGAGCUUCAAGGAAUUUCAGAACAGACCCUCCUAGAACUGUCCAAAGGAAAGCCCUGCCCCCAUCCCAGAGCCUGGUUUGUGUCUCUUGAUGGAAAGCCAGUCGCACAAGUGAGGCACUCCUUCAUAGACCUGAAAAAGGGCAAGAGAGCCCAGAGCAACGACACGAGUCUGGACUCUGGGGUAGACAUGAAUGAGCACCACUCAAGUAGAAAACUGGAGAGGGAAAAAACGUUCAUCAAAAGUAUGCAUCAGCCUAAGAUCCUUUACUUAGAAGAUUUAGACCUGAGCAGUAGUGAGAGUGGAACCACUGUCUGCUCCCCCGAGGACCCAGCUUUAAGGCACUUCCUAGAUGGAGGGAGUGGAGCUAUCAUGGAGCACCCUGGGGAAGAGUCCCCAGGAAGAAAAAGCACCGUUGAAGAUUUUGAAGCCAAUAUAUCCCCCACUAAGAAAAGGGGAAGACCACCACUAGUCAAAAAAGAUAGCAAGACUAACAUCUGGAAGAAGCGAGAGGAACGCCCACUGAUUCCCAUCAAUUAACACCAAGAGUGGUUGUGUCUCUGCUGUCUCGUGCUGUUUAUUCUUGCUUCUUGUUGUAAACUGCCGUGUGAACUUCUGCAGAAGUUGAGACUGAGCAAUCUCAUGGUCCCUGGACAUGUC
Molecule: messenger RNA, 2589 nt
Organism: Eubalaena glacialis (North Atlantic right whale)
Lineage: Eukaryota; Metazoa; Chordata; Mammalia; Artiodactyla; Balaenidae
Gene: FAM171B
Product: family with sequence similarity 171 member B
Exons: 8
Coding region: 1-2469 (822 amino acids)
Source: RefSeq, a predicted model, not a curated record